AUCUCAAACACAGAAUUGAUCAGUGAACAUGAAGCUCUCUAUAUUCUUCAUUUCUUUUCUCUCCCUCGCCGGGAACAUUGUUGCUCUACCCGGUGCUCCCUUGGAAGCCCAGAUUCGGGAUUGUGGCGACCGCAGGUACUACCAGCAUAGAGUUUCCAAUCAAGGCCCGUGGUUGACAAUAGGUGCAUAUUCCGAUGGCCUUGUCGACGCAGGUCUUUCAAGGAUUCCACUGAGAGACUCUCAGCUCCCAAACCAACCAUUCUAUCAUGGCUCAGUUCAGACACAUUUAGACCUUCUUGAAUGUGGUCGUACAGUGCUAAAUGCAAUGUCCGUGGAUAGUCAAGUUCAUGAUGCAGCUGCACCAACCUUGUUUCAUCCCGACCUACAUAUGAGGAACAUAUUUGUUUCGGAUCAUGAUCCUUCGGUAAUAACUGGUAUUAUUAAUUGGCAGUCAUCCAGCAUAGAGCCAGCUUUCUGGUAUGCAGAUGAGGUUCCAGACUUCGCAACUUGUGCACCUUCCUCCACAUCAUCUGCUCAAAGGGUAGAUGACAGCAAGCUAUGCACAAAAGCCUAUGAAGUCUCUACUCAAUUUCUCACCCCAAAGCUCGCUCUCCCUAGGUUGAUGGAUGAAGGCAUGUUUCGACCUUCACUGAUACUGGUUGAGGGCUUAUCACAAGGUUGAAGUGCAGUACGCCUGGCCCGUUGGGCGGAAUAGCAGAGGUGUGAAAUCCGGGAGUGAAGACGGACUCAGUAGGAACGGAACAGUGAAUGGGUUCGGUGACAGCAAAGGUGGAGGACUGCUUUCUUCUUGCUGGGGACAACAUUCUCUUCUUGAACUGUUGACGGGGAGGGCCAUGAUAGAAUUCUAUUUGGUCAAGGCUGACAAACAUAUCUCCUGAUGACGAGCAAGUGAAUCAAGUGGGAAGGAUGAGAAAGGGACUGACAGGAUCAGAUAGUGUGCUGCUGGUAUGGAUUUCCAUUGACCCAAAGUCCGGAAAUGUGUCUAGCUAUUUACGAGAGGAAUGAAACUUUGCAGCAUGUCUUGCAAUGUGGUGCAACUGUUGACUGACUCUGCCUAUAAUCCAACCAGGUAGUGCCAAGGUUGGUUGGGGUCACAUUCAGACAAUUGCACAUCACACGUAUGCAAUUCCUCCGAACUCUCCCCCUGGGUCCCUUCAUU
Aspergillus glaucus CBS 516.65 is the source of this 1180-nucleotide messenger RNA. RefSeq lists its product as uncharacterized. NCBI's taxonomy places the organism in Eukaryota, Fungi, Ascomycota, Eurotiomycetes, Eurotiales, Aspergillaceae. The record is from RefSeq and is a predicted model, not a curated record. The transcript has 2 exons. Bases 29 to 682 code for a protein of 217 amino acids.